AUGACGGCCACUGCUCCUGAACUCUCAAAAUCGGAUUUUUUUGAUUUUGUGACAUCUAAUGAAGUGACGGACGCUCAAUACAAACAGCAAAUGCGAUCAGUCAACGUGUUCAUGGAAUCACCUGAUUCAAGAUCCAACCCUUUGUUAUCAGAGGAGCCCAAGGAGCAAAACAACAACAACAUACUUGCCGUCAGUGGUGGUCAGUCGACCAGCGCAAGUAUGACGACCGCCGCCAGUUCGAAUCCACUACAGAGUUUUGACUCUAUUUGGAAUGUAGAUCGCGAUCGCGACCGCAUCGAGACAGCAAUGUUAGAGGAUCUCAACAAAUACUACUGGAAUCAAGAAAACGAUAUCAACGGAACCCACCCAUGUUCCGAUACAGCAAUAUCAAAUAAAUUAAUAAGCAAUAACACGGAUGGACAAAUAUACACACUAACAGUUUUAAAUCAAGACAUUAAUGAAACAAACACCAACCGCUAUUGGGUGAAAGAGGAAGAUGUUUCAAUGUCAAGCCCCAUAGACGUUGAACAAAAUCCCUCCUUAGACCUGGAAUCUAUACUUAACAUGAAUGGUUUUCCAAACGAUUUCAGUCAAGAUACACUUAGUAGUAAUAUUCUGCCUAAAGUAGAAAACUUCAAUUAUGAAGAUGGAGAAUCGGAAACACAAACUACAGAAUUAAGUUCAAACAACUUGGUCAAAAUUGAACCAUUCAAUUACGAUGACACUGAAUUUCAGAGUAGUGAUAAAAAAGAUGAUUCCAUAAUAAGCAACCCCACAUUGUUAGAAGUGGAAUAUAAUAAUAAUAACAACGACUGGAAAUUAACUGACCAAAACACAGAAUCAAACGAAUCAUUAUUACGGAGUGCCUUACAAGGAAAAGCUUUUAUUAGAUAUAGUACAAUUCAAAAAAAUACUGUUAAUAAAUUUGACACGGAAUCGGAGCUAAAGAGGGCUAUUAUAAAUAAUAACAAUAAACCAGAUGUACCAUCUAUGUAUCAGGAUAACAAAGAUACCGAUUCUAGCCUUUUGAUGGCCAUAGCACCACCAAACGGUAAUGUAAAUAUAUCAAUAUUAUUAGAAGAACCUUCUGCGACUGUCUUAUCAAAUGGAGAUAAUCCUACAUCAACACAAAGCAUGGACGAUAUUUUACUCUCCCAACUUGAUGCUAGUUAUCCCGAUGACUAUGAAAAAUUGAAGCGGAUAGCUACUGAACUAGGUGAAUCAGUGCAACCCUUUUGUACUGUGGAGCCUAUUGAUUCCGUUCGUAAUGUAUACAAUAUUCAUCAUGUAAAUGGGGAAUUAGUAACUAUGAUUCCAGCAGGAGAAGUUCAGUUGCCUCAACACUUACAGAUAGUAACGGCAUCACCAACGGUAACGAGUACUAAGCCUGGGGGUAAGAAAAUCAGAAGAAUCCAAAAUAAAAAUUCACCCCCCACAACACAAACACAGUCGGGGACGGCUGUUCAAGCGGCGACAUCAACUUCAAACGGUGUCCGAAAAGAACGGUCGCUACAUUACUGCUCUAUUUGUUCUAAAGGCUUUAAGGACAAAUACUCUGUUAAUGUGCACGUGAGAACUCACACCGGAGAGAAACCCUUUACAUGUUCUUUAUGCGGGAAAAGCUUUCGACAGAAGGCUCACCUCGCAAAACAUUACCAGACACACAUCGCACAAAAGAGCGCAGCUGCUAACGGUGGCUCUAAACCUUCGAAGAGAUAG
Messenger RNA from Danaus chrysippus (African queen), 1719 nucleotides. The record is from the annotation of a GenBank genome assembly. NCBI's taxonomy places the organism in Eukaryota, Metazoa, Arthropoda, Insecta, Lepidoptera, Nymphalidae.